Pollicipes pollicipes is the source of this 543-nucleotide messenger RNA. Its product is annotated as proclotting enzyme-like. The record is from RefSeq and is a predicted model, not a curated record. Bases 1 to 543 code for a protein of 180 amino acids. The transcript has 3 exons. Gene Ontology annotation, biological process: proteolysis. NCBI's taxonomy places the organism in Eukaryota, Metazoa, Arthropoda, Thecostraca, Pollicipedomorpha, Pollicipedidae. Gene Ontology annotation, molecular function: serine-type endopeptidase activity.
AUGCUUUCAAGCCUCUCAGGCUGGCGGCUGCGGCUUACGCCCGUCUUCGCCAGCUGGGGCUCAGGCGAGUUCGGCUACUACGGCGCCACUGAGCUGGUGGAGGAGUACAUCCACCUGAUCGGCGGCAGGACGAUGGCCUAUCUCAACGUCGACCUGGCCAUCAUCUACACCUACAACCUGAUGGCGGUCGCCAGCCCGCUCAUGCACCACGUCUCAGUGGAGGCCGCCAAACGGGAGGUGCCACUGCGCGUGGUCGACGAGGACGCCUGUGAGGACGCCUACCGCAAGGCAUCGGCGUUCAACACGAAAUUUCCCGAAGGUUUUCAGGGCAUCAAGAUCUGCGCGGGCAGCCGCGACGACAAGCCGUGGGGCGCGUGCCGGGGAGACUCGGGGGGUCCACUGAUGGUACAGCCACCCGAUGGCCCCUACCAGCUCAUUGGCAUCGUCUCCACCGGCGUCGGCUGUGGCAGCACUAAAUUUCCCGGAACCUACACCAAGGUGUCCUCCUACAUUGACUGGAUCCUCGGCAAUCUCAUUGAGUAG